UAAAGUACGAAUAGUGUUCUCCAAUAAAUCAAUCAUAUUUCACUUGUUAUAGUGAUUUUAUGUAUGUUUAAUUCUCUCUACGGCAACGCGCAGGGUUUGAGGAUGUCACAUUUAUCGUGAUAUUUGUGUUUUGUUGACUGAAGUUCCUAAUUAUUGUGUUGAGAUCCUACUGUUAUUUGGUAUCGUUUAUUAUGAAACCCUUGAUUGACGGUAUAAUUAGAGUGGGAUCGGAUUUGGGUUUUAUUGUUGCUUUGAUAGUCACCAAUACCGUUCUGCAGAAUGUUGAUCCGUACAAAAGAGGAUACUUUGUUCAAGAUGAAUCAAUCAAAAAACCAUUUAGACAGAACACUAUCUCAAGUACUGUCCUUUAUGUAGUUUCCUCACUACUAAUACUGAUUACGAUAGUUGUCGGUGAAGUAAUUGUUAGUGCAAAAUCUUUAAGAAAAACUCAUCAUAGAAUACCGGUGGUUUUAUAUCCAAUUUAUGAUUCUCUCAUUGUUGCUUGUUUUGGCUACUUUGCUACUAUCGGUCUUACGGAUGUAGGUAAAGUUUCAUUUGGUCGUCUCCGUCCAAAUUUUCUUGAUGCAUGCAAACCUUCUGACCUUCAAACUACGAUCUUGGGUUUUGUUGGUAAUUUUACUUGUUCAUCAGACAAAUCAAGUGGCCUGAGAAAAUCUUUCCCAUCUGGACAUACCUCAAUUGCAAUAUAUACCGCUAUAUUUCUAUGUCUUUAUAUUCAACUGAGAUUUUCACAUUCUCGCAUGUAUCCGGGUGUAAGAACAUGUUUUCAAAUGAUUUAUGUCGCUCUUGGAUUAGUUGUUGGAUAUUCACGUAUUAUCGAUAAUAAACAUCAUUGGUCUGAUGUACUUGGUGGUGGACUAUUAGGAUUUUUCGUAGCACUAAGUACUCUAUAUUACCUACCGUAUGUUGGAGACACUGGAAAUUCUCUGCCUACUUACAGAGAUGAUCAAGUGACGGUACAAUAUUUUCCAAUGAAUAACUAUUCAUCUAAUGGAUCAGUCAAUUAUUUAAAUUAUAAGACAUUAGAGUGGAAUUUGAAGUACCCGAGAAUUCGGUCUUCAGUCCAACUGACAAAUCUUCACAAUAGUUUCAAGGGAUGAUAAUAUGAAUCUAUUUUCGAUACUGGACUCCCUGUUCAUAAUAAAUGUUGACUAAUGGAUUUUCACACUCAUUCAUAUUGGUUGAUACAUAUAUUAAUUGUACAACUAUGUUCUAGAGAGAAUUCAGUUAGUAUAUUUAUUCUACAGAAUAAUUGUUCCUGUUUAUUUGAAAUAUAUACUUGUGAAUAUACUUGUCCAAAUGAAGUCGGUGUGUGAUGUCAAACCAUAAAUUCUAUACUAAAUAUCCUAUGGACUAACUUCGAAAGGUCGUUCUUAGAGUUUUAAUAAGAACCACCGGCAAGAUCAAUCAUGUUGGAGUCAAGCAAUUUUCACAACAUUUCGAAUCGAUCGGAACUAGAAAUAUGAACUAUUGGCUGUUGUCUCAAUGAUCCAAAUGUGAAAGACUUAGUGAUACCUGAAUGUUUUGGGUUCAAUCUCAGAUGAGAUAGUGAAUGCGCACCACUGAAAAGUUCCAUACUCAGUCAAGUGUGCAACGUUGGACGUGGGAUAUGUGUACAUCGGUUCAAGUUACCAUAUAUCUCAUAGAACAGUGAGGUGAAAUUGUUGAGGCUUCUUUGUUUUCAAUAAUUUCCCUUGACUUAUAACUACAAAUAACCUAUGCUAACAAUUAUCUAGAAGGAUUUAACAGAUAGUAUCCUAAUACAUUUCCAGACUUGUAUGUUACUGUUGAUAAUAACGAACUGUAUGUUCAACACACAGUUCCCUAAACAUUUGUACUAGAUGUCUAAAGUACAUAGUACAGUGUUGUUGAUCUAUUGUAUACAGUUUACGUGUUUACUGUGUUCAUAUGAUAUAUCAUAAGAUAUGUCCUCUCAUUUAAUUUACAUAAAUAUUUCCAUCUAUCUUUAUGUAUGUCAAUGAAUUGUAUAAUGAGUAAUGUUAUAGAUUUUCAAUAUGGUGCAUUAGAUCUAGUAUAGAUGUGUAUCAUUACAAAUUGUAAU
Schistosoma curassoni is the source of this 2083-nucleotide messenger RNA. NCBI's taxonomy places the organism in Eukaryota, Metazoa, Platyhelminthes, Trematoda, Strigeidida, Schistosomatidae. The record is from the annotation of a GenBank genome assembly.